Molecule: messenger RNA, 3878 nt
Organism: Halichondria panicea
Lineage: Eukaryota; Metazoa; Porifera; Demospongiae; Suberitida; Halichondriidae
Exons: 1
Coding region: 133-3612 (1159 amino acids)
Source: RefSeq, a predicted model, not a curated record
AAAUGUCAUGAGUAUGUAUGAACAAUGAAAAAUCACAUGAUGAUGUUCAGGUACUGUACCUAUAAUAAGUAUUUAUAAGUGCGAUCCCAGUAUAGCUUAGAUCUAUAAUCUGUUCCUACGCUAUACAGAACUAUGGCACUAAGUGUUCUGCUGGUGACCUGUCUAAUUCUGAAGUUGCUUGAAACAGGUGUGACUGCUACAAACUACUGUGUCAUCGAACAAACGUCUACUGAUUCAAAUUGCCAGACACUGCAAUACUAUGCUAAACACCUUCAGAACAUUAGCAACCAAGAUGGCAACAUUACAAUGACAUUUUUGCCUGGUGAUCACAAGCUAACGGAAAUAACUUUCCACUUGAUAAACAGGACAAGCGUUGCAUUCACCACCUGGACUCAACAAAAUGUUAAAAUCUCUGUGGGGUUUGGAGCCGGAAUCACCCUUGAAAACAUUACAAACCUUACUAUCCAACAUGUGACAAUAAUUCCAAACCCUAUCGAAGGUGCACUCAUUUUCAAAAAUAUACAAUUAUUCCGGUUGAUACAAAUAAAUAUUACAUAUACACAAGUCAAAAUUCCACCACCAACAAUCAGUCCUUCAAUGAGUAACAUACGAAACACUGAAAUAACUCAAUCAACAUUUGAUCACUGCAUUCUCAUUUUUGGACAAGAACAUGACAGCUCGAUCAAAGAAAUCAGCCUGGCCUUACAGAAUGUAUCGAUUUCCUCAGUCAGAUUUCAUUCGAUACACUCAGCAGUAAGAAUUACAAUGGAUGAAGGAACGUAUCUACUGAAUUUUACCAACUCCUCUAUAUCAAGUCAAAACACUGGAAUACACCUCAAGGUAUACAAUUCCAAGCUUAUUUUUGAUAUGGAAAAUGUGAACAUUACAAAUUCACACGAUGGUCUAUACAUAGAAGAUAUGAGUGAUAAGCAACUGUCCACUGUUACAGUAAAUGCUGCUUAUUGCUUGUUUGAGGCAAAUAGAUAUGGGAUAGUGAUAAACUCUUUGACAGACGUUCCCUCCACUGUGAUUGUAACAAUGAAGAAUUGUAACAUCACAAACAAUACAGAAAGUGGCAUCAUUAUCCACAAAUCACGAUCCGUGAAAUUGCAAAUGACAGUUGAAUUCUGCCAUUUUACAGGCAACACUGGUGUUAGCAUAUUAAUAGAUGCAACAGAUGAAGAGGGGUCUAAGCUAAAGCUGAACAAUUGCACAUUCCUCAGUAAUGAAGAUGUUCUGCAAGCACGAUCUGUAGUUCAACUGCACGGCUACAUAGAAACACGUCUAUCCAAUUGUUUCUUUCAAGAUAACCGAAACACACCUAUCGAAAUUAAUUUUGGGGACUUAGUAUUUACACACAAUAACUGGUUCAUCGGUAACCGUGGUUAUUACGGUGGGGGUGUAUCAUUAAUCGACUCUACCGUCAUUUUCACUGUGAAUGCACAAGUCUACUUCACAAAUAACAGUGCACGUUUCGGAGGUGCAAUAUAUGUUGUCAAAACAUCGUGUGCAAGCAAAUCCCCACUUUGUUUCUAUUCAGCAGCCAAUAGUUCAUAUAUUUAUCUCACUGAGAAUACAGCUGACAGUGGAGGUGAUGAAAUAUACGGUGCAGCACUUAACGAUACAUGUAUUGCCAAUAGUAAUUCAAAUACAAGUGUAUCAGUCUACCGCAAUCAUUUCAAGUUCAACAAUUAUACUGAACCCAAACUAUCUUUGGUUACAUCUGAUCCCAAACGAAUAUGCUUGUGUCGCCAAGAUACUCUAAUACCUAUUUGCUCUGAUAUCAAUUACAUAUUCAAUACAUCCAUAAAGAAUGGAUAUCCCGGAGAAUACUUUGUAUUUUACAUAGUCCUAGUGGGUUACGAAUUUGGUACUGUUUCAGGCACGGCUUACAUCAGAGCUCUAGAUACGGAAAAUGUCCAGUCAGUAGCUAUUAACUCGACAUCAUGCACUGCAGUGAACUACACAAUCAACUCCAAGCUGAACACCACAGUAACACUGGUACUGACGACUCAGGAGAUAGCUCUGAGAGAGUACGGGGAUCGAGAUUACAUGGAGGCCGCAAUCGAGACGUACAACGAAUCAGAAGUGAUACCAGAAUCUCUACUCACUACUCCCGUCUAUAUUGAUAUCAAAGUACAAGAUUGUCCAGAAGGUUUCUCUUUUAAUGAUAGACGUAAUAUAUGCGAAUGUGAUCUUAAGAACCAAACUACCUGUAUUAUCUGCAAUAGCCAGCGGUUAUUUAAAAUGAGUGGAACGCAAUGGAUUGGAGAAGGGGUGCUGUACACAGAACAUGCUCCCCAUGGUCACAUCAAUACAUCAGAAAAGUGGGUUACCUUGGAUGGUGUGGCUAAUGAAUGCCCUGCUAUUAAUGGAGAAUCACUUGAAGUUGACGAACAAUGUGCUAACAAUCAUACUGGACAAUUGUGUGGUAAUUGUAGUGGCAAUUACAGUCUAACUCUAGGAAGACCAGACUGUAAAGAAUGUGCAUAUAAAGGCCUAGCGUUUAUCGUUUUCUUUAUACUUGCUGGCCCUUUAUUGGUAGCUCUAAUUAAAAUGCUUGAUCUCACUGUAACUAUUGGCAGUGUUAAUGGGCUAAUCAUCUACGCCAAUCUUGUCUGGGCAAACGAAAGUAUUAUCUUCAAUUCAAGAGAGUGCGAGUUCAAUGAAUAUUUUCUGAAAGUGUUCAUUGCGUGGAUAAAUCUUGAUUUCGGAAUUACUGAGUGCUUCUUCAAGGGUUUUAAUGCAGUCUGGAAAGCAUUCUUCCAAUUUUUGUUUCCUAUCUACAUAUGGAUACUAGCUAUAGCGAUAAUCUUUGCAUCCAGAUACUCUGACAGAGUUGCUCGAGUGUUCGGCACUAAGUCUGUUUCACUACUGGCAACACUUUUCCUACUAUCAUAUUCAAAGCUAUUAACAGCAGUCACUACAGUCUUUGAUGGCACGACCCUAGGAAAUAUUACUGUAUGGACAGAGGAUGGAACUAUCGAGUAUAUGAGAGAGGAGCAUAUCGCACUGUUCCUUGUAUCUCUAGUAUUCUCUACGCUUUUUCUUCUCCCAUUCACAGCUAGCCUACUAUUUAUUCAGCCUUUACGAGCUAUUUCACAUAUCAGGCCGUUUCAAUGGGUCCACAAGCUCAAGCCUUUUUUCGAUGCCUACACAGGAAUUCUUGAGGACAAGUACCACUAUUGGGUGGGUGUUCUCAUACUGGCUAGAGGUGCUAUCCUAAUCACAACAGCUAUUACACAAGACAAACGCCAUGAUCUAAUCGCACUUGCCAUUAUUUCAGCUUUGCUUUGCCUACACACUGGUGUCUACAAGAAAUGGUAUUUGACCUUGAUAGAAAAAUCCUUUCUGUUAAACCUCAACUUGUUUGCAACCGCUUUAUUAGGUAUAUAUGUACAGCAAGGUGUUGACGGAAGCAAGCAACUUGGAAACACUGUUACAGGCAUCUUUGUGGGAAUUAGUUUUGCUCAAUUCGUUUGUAUCAUCAUUGGCCACAUUUUCAUGCAAGGAAGAAAGUUAUACCAAAAAUACUAUACUCAGCCAGAGGAAGAUCCUAACAAUCCACCAUUGCUUAUAGAAGGAAGAGAUGACAGCCAAUUUGCAAACUAACUGAUUUUUGUCUAUGUGUUUGUAACUCUAUAAUAGGAGACUAUAGUAAUUGUAAGAGACUGGAACGUUAUUUGUGUUGAUCGUUUUGUAUUUGGUAGGUAGAUGUAUUUACCUUAUGUUACGUAAAUGUAUUUAUCUUAUUCUAAUUUUUGUGACGUCAUGCCAGCUUAGUUUAUGAUUGAUGAGUUUUUGUGAGAGACCUCGUGUAGAACAAAAACUCUGUAUGCCUGUAUUUUGUGUGUUGUUGUUGAUUUUCUUGUAAUAAA